AGCAUGGCUCACGGGCCUGGCGCGCUAAUGCUCAAGUGCGUGGUGGUCGGCGACGGGGCGGUGGGCAAGACGUGCCUGCUCAUGAGCUAUGCCAACGACGCCUUCCCUGAGGAAUACGUGCCCACUGUCUUCGACCACUACGCAGUCAGCGUCACCGUGGGGGGCAAGCAGUACCUCCUGGGACUCUAUGACACAGCUGGACAGGAAGACUAUGAUCGUCUGAGGCCUUUAUCUUACCCCAUGACUGAUGUCUUCCUCAUAUGCUUCUCUGUGGUAAAUCCAGCCUCAUUUCAAAACGUGAAAGAGGAAUGGGUACCGGAACUUAAGGAAUAUGCACCAAAUGUCCCCUUCUUACUAAUAGGAACUCAGAUUGAUCUCCGAGAUGACCCCAAAACUUUAGCAAGACUCAACGACAUGAAAGAAAAACCUGUCUGUGUGGAACAAGGACAGAAACUAGCAAAAGAGAUAGGCGCAUGCUGCUAUGUGGAAUGUUCAGCUUUGACCCAGAAGGGUUUGAAGACUGUUUUUGAUGAGGCUAUCAUAGCCAUUUUAACUCCAAAGAAACACACAGUUAAAAAAAGAAUAGGAUCAAGAUGUAUAAACUGUUGUUUGAUUACGUGAGAAAAGUCUGUAGCGGCCAAGGAAACUGUCCACUUCUCCCAGAAAGCAUUUGAAAUGCUACAGCAAUGUCCUGACCUCUUACAAUGAAGCAGUUUAACUUGAGGGGGGAGGGAACCUGUCCCCAGCAUUCUACAGAGUUCACAGAGAAUGUUUCUUAAAGGUCUAAGCGGCAGCAAACAGCAUCUGAAGCCACAGUCUACUAUAAAUACUUUAUUUCAACUAGAAGGUACAAUCUCUCAGGGGUUUCAUAGUUAAAAGCUACAAUCACAUCACAUUGAGACAACAUUGACAAACAACAGUGCUGUAAAUGGAACCGCUUGGCUUUGACCAUCCACCUCUGCACAGCCCUUAUGGAAUCUGCACCGAGAAACAGCUUCUCCCCUUCCUCCUCUUAACUGCUCUUGUAUGUGAGUUGCUUUCUAUUCCAGUAUAUCCAGAGUGGUGAGCUCACCAGGCCAGCCACGUAGCCAAAGGUUGCUCCAAGUGUACAGGAGAUGGGCCACACCUGAGGAAAGAAUUAUGAAAUCAAAACCAACUGAUGUUUUAUUAUUACUUGAGCACAAAUUAAGUAUAACAUAAACAUUUCUAUAGUGAAGCUUAAUGUGCUUUCUUAAAGAAUGCCAAAAGUUUAAUAGGUCAUAAUUGCAUUUACCAUGAACACUAAAAUAUACACAUUUUAGUUAAUGUGCAUCAAAAGGUAGCAAGGCUUCUGGGCAACUGUAGAUUUAGUUUGAUGUUCCCCAAACUGCAUGAAAUACAUGCUAAGGUACAAAUUUAAAAAUUGGGUCAUAGUUUGCCAUAAUCCUGAACUCAGUUUAGCUCUCUGAGUUAGUUGGUCAUUUUUCUAAUUCCCACUUUGGCUGUGUACAUCAAAGGAAACAAGAAGUGAGUAGGCUGACAAACCUUAGGAACCUUCAGUGGUGUCAGGGAAGACCUAGACUCUAAGCAUGUUCUGUGGAAUGGGAGGGUGUUUGGCUUCCAUGAGCUACAGAUACCGUAGCCACAGAGGGUACAGCCCACAGCUUAUACACAUAGAGUAUAAGGCUUCCCAAGACGGUUUUUCCAGCCAUGUCAUACUUUAUUAAACCAGAACUAAAUAAUGGCGAUUUCUUUAAUGCCACAGACAGGAUAUGUGGGUCCCUACAUAAAAAGCCCUGUGUAAAAAAAUAUGGGAAGCAAACUUCCAUGUCUCUUUGUAAAGCUUAUUUGGUGUACUGGAGCCACUGCUGACCCUUCUCGGGGAAUAGGCCAUCACAGUGUACUGGAGACAAACCACCUUAAUAACUGGCUGGUACCAUUUGGUUUUCUUCCUCAGUCUGCUAUGGAUCUGCCUUAUUCUAAACGCCAUGCAACAGACAGUAGUGUUAGAUGACGCUUCCAUGAGAACCACCUCAUGCAGUUUAGGGAAGCAUAAUCUAAUCCAUAUCGUGUUGCCGGCCUUUCUUAGAUUUAAAUUUGCUGUUGCUUAAACUACGACUUCUUUGUCUUUAGCGAGCUUCUGUUAUCUUCUAGGACUUGUGCUCACAGCUUUGUCUACUGCACAGAUUGGGUAAUGGAACACUAAACAUUGAUACUUGAAAAUGACAGCCUUAAAUGUUCUACCAGUCACAAAUCUAGAUGUACUGUCUUGCAUGUGACUUUGUAGGAGUUUUUGAAGUCUAAGCACCACACGCCCCCCACUUGGUAGUGGACAGUCUACUGGACAAGAGCUUUCUCUUGGAAGUGGACGUGGGAUGUCUUUUUCUCCAAGCAGCGGUGGUUCACAUUAAGCAUCAUGGCCUUAUGUAUGCUCAGAUGGGGCUUCUGUAUCUUCCCCAUUUUGUUUUGGUCUGUUUUUAGAUAGAACUGAAAGAAACUGUAUAAUGAGUUAACAUGCUAGCUAAGUUGUCAAACCCAUGAUAUGAAGGAAUCCCGACAGUAAAGUGUUAUUCAUUU
Microtus ochrogaster (prairie vole) is the source of this 2556-nucleotide messenger RNA. It is a transcript of the gene Rhoq, whose product is annotated as ras homolog family member Q. Gene Ontology annotation, biological process: small GTPase-mediated signal transduction. NCBI's taxonomy places the organism in Eukaryota, Metazoa, Chordata, Mammalia, Rodentia, Cricetidae. Gene Ontology annotation, molecular function: GTP binding; GTPase activity. The record is from RefSeq and is a predicted model, not a curated record.